Neodiprion fabricii is the source of this 650-nucleotide messenger RNA. RefSeq lists its product as uncharacterized. NCBI's taxonomy places the organism in Eukaryota, Metazoa, Arthropoda, Insecta, Hymenoptera, Diprionidae. The coding region runs from base 52 to 429 and encodes 125 amino acids. The record is from RefSeq and is a predicted model, not a curated record. The transcript has 3 exons.
CAUAUACACUUGCGACUUUUCGGUACCGGGAAAGGGUCAGUCAUAAAUAUCAUGUUGCGGAAGCCAGACUGCGCGACUGGACCGAACGGCAAGGAAAACGGGGCUGCUGGUCUUGCCCCGUCGAUGAAGAGAAUAUCGCUUCUCUAUUCUGGGGGCUGCAUCAUCCGGCAGAUAUUCGAGGCGAAGAACGAGAUAAGGCGCGUCGAAAUGGCCGAUAAAACGGAGAAUGUAAUUAGCGCCGAGGUGUCGACUGCCGAGUGUUACCGUCCUCGAGGUCGGCUUCGCUUUCCUACAACGCGGUGGCUCAUCGUCAGGGCUUAUUGCCACAGUUCGGCAUCUCAUCGCCGACUGCCAGCCAGCCUCCGGGAGGGAACAUUUAUGGGUGAUGUCGACGAGGAAGGGUGCGGCGUCAAGAUAUACAAGAUCUGAAUGUCCCGGAAAAAGUACUCAGGAAUUGGAGGACAGGCAAAAUACCCUGACUUCUCGUGCGGCUGAAUGGUUCAAAUUCUGGAGAUAAGAAUUGAAGGACAACAUCUACGCAAAAAGAACAAAAACACUUCGGUGAGGGAGAAAAACAUGAUGGGAGACUGAUGCGAUCAGUUUUCAAAAUACUCGGAAAAGUAAAAAAGUUCGUACGAAAAUGCGUGUAC